This is a messenger RNA of Galendromus occidentalis (western predatory mite), 4251 nucleotides long. RefSeq lists its product as uncharacterized. The record is from RefSeq and is a predicted model, not a curated record. The transcript has 5 exons. Lineage: Eukaryota; Metazoa; Arthropoda; Arachnida; Mesostigmata; Phytoseiidae. The coding region runs from base 1 to 4251 and encodes 1416 amino acids.
AUGAGGCGAAUGGCUGAGUUCAGGUAUCCGGAAUUAGCUGAGGAUGAGCCGAUUUUCAUCUACAGCUGCGACGCAGCUCUGCUCUCGGGAAAGCCGAUCGGCGCACAGCUGUGCAAGUAUCCGGUGGAAUACUUGCAUGAUAUUCACGAACAAAUUGCUUCAACGGCCAGCGCUGAACCCAAGACAUCUUUCGAUCCAGGAGACAAGGCAUACGUUACCUUCGACGGUUUUUUCAGCCGUGCUGAAAUUCUCGAAGUAAGAGACGCCGACUGCUUAUUGGAUCUGGUAGACUUCGGAACGAUGGAACUUUUCCCAAAGCAAGAGAUAUACCCUCUAGACCAGGAGUUGUGCACCUUUCGGGAACGAAUCGGAAUCCAAAUCCUUCUGAAGAAUGACAUCGAGGUCACCAGCUAUGCUUCAGCCCAUUUCAGUGGCAUUGAACCGAUUGAAUUGAGUGGCAGACGAUAUUUCCAUGGACGACUGAGCGACUUCAGCGGCCUCUCAGAGCGAUCGAAGGUCUUCCAAGUGCAACGAUACGUUCCCGAGAAAUCGGCGUCCGCCAUGCAAGAGUCAUCGACGCUCAUUGUGGAGGGACAAGCCAAGCCUGUCAUGGAGGGCGGACCGAUGUCUGCGAGCGAGCAUGGGGCUGAUUCAGCUGCGGAUAGCCGAGCGGUAUCCGUGCUCGCAAACGGACCGAAGCCCGAUGCGGGCGAAAUGCCAGCGCCUGGAAACGGGCCGAAGUCCGACUCGGGCGAGAGGCCAGCGCCCGAAAACGGUACACGUCAAGCACCCAUCUCGGGCGACGAAGCACUGCGACUCCCAGUGAGUAGACCUGAAUUGGUACCGGAGAAAGCACCGGAACCGAGAGAAAAUCUCGCCCUCGCUCAGGAUGGAGCAACGACGCUCGUGACGGAGAGCGAGCUGGCGGCGGCCGAUGCAAUAGAAGGGUCGAAGUCGUUGGACACUCAAUCGCCCCCUGAUACGAUCGGCAACUGUGGCGGCGGGAAAAAAGCUCCGCGAGCAGCGCGAAUCCCUCAGCCUGAUUUGAACGAUAUCGAGAAAGUUGUGGUUUCAGACGUUCCCGAGCAUAGCCCUCUUCGGGCAGUACAAUUGUCGCGCUUCGAUGUCUUGGCGCUCGAGAAUGAGCUCGACGCGUUUUACGGCGACGCGAGUAAUCGUAAGAAAGCCAGUGACGUCCAAGCAGGCCAAUUCGUCAUUGCCCCGUUUGGCUCCCAAUACUGUCGGGCUUUCGUGAUGUCGAUCGAUGGACGAGAAGCGAGCUUAGUCUACACGGACUACUGUUCGGAAAUCAAAGUAGGAGUUGACGAGCUGAUUGAAUUGACUCCAGGGCGCUUCACCGAGCAUCCGUGGGCAGCCGUCACCUGUUCGAUAGAUGAGCCUGUGGAGAUCGAAGAAGAACUGACGCUGAAGAUCGAAUCCAGUUACCAGGACGAAUUCGGGCUGCCCAUAUACACUGUUAGGAAGUACGUAGCAGAUGCGGCCGGCGACGGCGAUCGGAGCUGUAAGAAUGACAAGAUGAAGGCAACUUAUCCUCCAUUGGAGUUCAAUGACAAGGAGCAAACACUCUAUACGUCCGCUCUUCAAGGGAUGUACGCCGGAUUUCAACUUGGUCAGUAUACCGUCGAGGAGAUGAAUUCAUUGAACGAGAAGCUCACUGAGAACCUCAAAGAAAAUGCCCCGAUAGAACCGGUCGAUGUCUUCGCCGUUGGAGAUCUUGUUGGCAUCGACCUCGGAGACGGUUUCUAUCGAGGAGUGGUUUCGAAGCUCGACGGUGGAAGAGUCGAGGUGUAUCAAGUGGAUUUCGGCCUCGUGGACACCGUUGAGAAGAAUAAAAUUCGACAUCUACCGAGCGAAUUUAUCCACUUCCCCUCGAUCGGGAUGCGUUGCUCCUUGAGAGAAUCUCAAGUGAGUGCCCUUCCGAAGGAAAGUUUCAUCGCAAGGAAUAUCAAGAAGAAAACGCACACAGACUGUUACGAUGUCUAUGAAUUCGACCUGACCAGUGAAGCGGAAGAAACCUCGAAUAAUCACAGUAAUGAUCAAGUAGCCACCUUGAACACCUCACCGAACGAAUCCGCCGUCGGAGGAACGAAAGCUAUUCAAUCCCAAAGCGGAACUAGUGACGGGAUUUCCGGGAACGGGAAUCGCGCAGAGUCUUAUCGAGACCCUGAGCAGCCUGCGACAAGGAUCCAACACAAAUUCGAGAAGGAGGAUUUCAAUCACAACAUCUCAACAAAGCCUGAGGCUCUCGAACCUGCUACACGGGCAUCAACAAGGAUCGCUCGGGAGCUUGAUAUCGGAGAAAUGCCGACCGGCAAGGUAUUCGAAAUCGUUCUCGGAUGUGAUCCAGUCCAAGAAGCGCUGGAGUCCUGCUCGGCACGAAGUCCGGUCGGGGCGAGUUCAGCCGACUUCGAACCCGGAAUCAAGGAGCCAGUGAAACUUAGCGCACAAAUGGCAUACCAUCCGCUUAAGGGGCCUGAUCCGGACCAUGCGGCACUCUAUGGAGCGCUGUCGAGUGGAGGCAAGCCUCGACGCCCACUGACGGUACCAUACGAAACCGCCUCUGCCGUCGGAUAUCCCGAAUUCACAUCCGUACCUGAGAAAGUCUUCGUUAGCGAGAAAACGGAUCUUGGAAUGAUGGUCCAGUUGAGUCGCUUCGAUCUGAAUCACUUCCACCUGAUCGAACAGGAAAUGAAAGCUUUCUUAGACAGUUAUCCGAACUUGGAGCCCGCCCCGCUAGGAGUCGGGGAUCUCGUCAUUCUGAAUCGGGACGAUUAUCGUCGCCGAGCUGAAAUCCUAGAGGAGGUCGGCGGUCAGUUCCUGGUCGCCUGCAUCGAUUACGGCUGCACUUUCGUGGUUCCCGGCAAUCAGUUGGUUCCCCUACCGAAAACCUUGGAGAGGUUCGUCCGUGCCGCUUGUACGCUGGAUGGGAUUUUCCCCUACAGCCAAGGACAGGAAAUCGACCUCAUCUUGUACACAGAAAAUGGGAAAAUUCGAGGGAAAACAGUUCCCUCGGUCAGCCCUCAGAAAAAUAUGAGCGACCGUGAUCAGAAUGAGUCCUUGCGCUCAUCGCCGAUCUCGAUGAGCAGUGAGAAAAUCAUCGAUUUCGAUCUCAAUGAUGUCAGGGACCUGGAGGAUCCUUGUGCUGACAGGAGCUUCGACGUUGUUGUGACGUCGGUGCAUCGCGCCACCAAAGUCUGCGUUGUGAAGAGCCGUUCACUGGCGCUCUCGAAGAGUGUCGGCGAGACCUUGAGAAAUCAAGCCCCCGAUCUCCGGCCUGUAGCCUCCGCAAACCUGCGACUCGGCUCCGCAGUGGUUGCGAGACUCGAAACGGAGCCACCACGUUUCCGGAGGGCGAAAGUCAUGCAUUACAACCGAGCCGUGAAACUGUUCAAGUUGUUCCUCGUCGACAGCGGGAUCAAAGUGAAAUUACCUCUAUCGAGUCUUUUCGAAUUGCCUGCAGAACUCGACCUCGGGGAGAUCCCGGGCUAUGCUAAGAUACUCAAGCUGAGAGCCGACGACUUGGCGUUCGAUGCGAGGAUCGUCUCCGAAAUCUUCGCGGGAACCCUUCGCUGCACUUUAUCGUACUCGCAUCCUGACGAUGUCAUCCCUGGGGAGUUCUGCUAUGAAGCCACGUUGCGUAAUAAAUCCGGUAACGUGAUCAAGCAGCUCAACAUGAAGGGAGUGGUCACCGUCCCAACGGAUCGUUUCCUGAGGAACCCGAUCGUGAUACCGUGCAGUGCCGAGUCCGAGUAUAUGGACGCGAUAGUUGUCGCUGCCGAGAGAACCGACUCCUCGAAGUACAGCGUCACACUGCUUCUCGUCGAUCUGAAAGAACGCCUGGAUCGAGUGCUCGUCGACAGGGACCAACUCAAGAACCUAUAUGCUGUGAGGCGGGGAGCUCCCGCGCUAGCAUUCUUGGACAAGGACCCCAGUCCUUGGAAACGAGCUCGGAUCGUCGGACGUCCGCUGCCUGGCAAAUACAAGCUGUUGCUAGUCGACGCGGGAAUCGAGAUCCUGAGUCCCGUGUUGAAAACCUACAAAUGCCCAGCCAAUCUCCUCCACAUACCAGAAGCUGCGGUGGAAGUUUCAAUACGAUCGGAUCGGCAAUUGAACCUCAACGCGCUCAAGGAUAGAUUGGUUGUGGUGAAGAGACACUGGAGCAUCGAUUAUAGCGAAGGAGCUCCGAUGGUCGAGCUUUAUGAUCAUGAGGGUCACAUCCUUCUACCAUAG